AUGAAUUUCGAUCAACUUACAGACGAGCAGAAGCAGCAGCUUUAUUUGCAACAUUUGCAACAACAACAGCAGUUACAACAACAGCAACAGUUACAACAACAGCAGCAACAAGGAUAUCACCUACAGCAGCAGCAACAAGCAGCAUAUCAACAACAAAACCAAGCACAAUCGCAACAAGGAUUGCAGCAUGAUGAUAGUUACAUGGAUGAAGAUACAUCGGAUUUUAUUAAUCAGCCACCAGUUCAAUUAGACCAUGGAUCACCUAUUAGACAGCAACCGCAAAUGUCGGCAUUUAUGCCAUCGCCACGAUUUGCUCAACUGGAAAAUUUUGAUAAUCAUCUCAAUGUUGGCAGCAAUGACACUGAACGAUUUACAUCGAUGGAUUCUAUGAAUUUUCAACCACCAGCAUCGACUUUUACUCAGUUGGGAAAUGGUAGUAGUACUAAUCUUUCUGAAAUAAGUAGUGGACAGAACUCGUUGUUGUCGAACCAUUCUGUGAAUAACUUACCAACCGCAUUGACUAGUGAUACACCACCUCCAGUUCAACAACAACCACAAUUUCAAUCACAGCAGCAUCAACCACCACCACCACCACAACAACAACAACAACAACAACAACAAAUAUUCCAACAAGCUCAAGCUCAACAGCCAGAACAACAGCAGAGUCGGGCAGUUGCAAACCAACUGGUGUCGACUGAGACAGCAAAUUCAGAAAUGCCUGGAUCAAAUAACAAAUAUGUUUAUUUUGAAAGAAAGCCAAAUUUGUUAUCAAAGACUACUCAAGAUAAAGCAGCUUCAAUUAAAUUAACUUUAGAGAAUUAUUACACUCUGUCAGUGAGUCAUGCCAUCGAAAGAAACCAAAGACGAUUAGAGUUAGAAAAUAAAAUUGCCAAUGAAGAUAUUGGAUCCUCGGAGGAACGUAAAAAUCGUCAAUUACAAAAUCUAGGGAAGAAAGAGUCACAAUUUUUACGUUUGAAAAGAACAAAACUAGCUUUGGAAGAUUUUCAUACUGUCAAAGUCAUUGGUAAAGGUGCUUUUGGUGAAGUUAGAUUAGUGCAAAAGAAAGACACUGGGAAAAUAUAUGCUAUGAAAACAUUAUUAAAAUCAGAAAUGUUUAACAAGGAUCAAUUGGCGCAUGUUAAGGCAGAAAGAGAUGUUUUGGCAGGAAGCGAUUCCCCUUGGAUUGUUGCAUUAUACUAUUCUUUUCAAGAUUCGCAAUAUUUGUAUUUGAUUAUGGAAUUUUUACCAGGUGGUGAUUUAAUGACCAUGUUAAUACGUUGGGAAGUGUUUACUGAAGAUAUCACCAGAUUCUAUAUAGCUGAGUGCGUUUUAGCCAUUGAGGCCAUUCAUAAAUUAGGAUUCAUUCAUCGUGAUAUCAAGCCAGAUAACAUCUUGAUCGAUAAUCGUGGACAUGUCAAAUUGAGUGAUUUUGGAUUAUCUACUGGAUUCCAUAAAACUCAUGAUUCAAAUUACUAUAAUAAAUUGUUAGAGAAGGAACCUUCAAAUACUCAUUUGCAACCUAACCAAUUGACAAGUGGAAGAAACUCAGUGAUGGUGGAUGCUAUUCAUUUGACAAUGUCCAAUAGACAAACCAUGCAAACAUGGAGAAAAUCGCGUAGAUUGAUGGCAUAUUCUACUGUGGGUACUCCUGAUUAUAUUGCCCCCGAAAUUUUCAUUCACCAAGGUUAUGGACAAGAAUGUGAUUGGUGGUCGUUGGGAGCCAUUAUGUUCGAAUGUUUGAUUGGUUGGCCACCAUUUUGUUCAGAAAAUCCUCAUGAUACUUAUAGAAAAAUCUUGAAUUGGCAAGAGCAUUUCCAGAUCCCUGAAGAUGUUCAUUUAUCACCAGAAGCUGAGGAUUUAAUCAAAAGGUUUUUAACAUCUGCCGAGAAUAGAAUCGGUAGAUAUGGUGGUGCUGAAGAAAUCAAACAACAUCCAUUUUUCAGAGGUGUCGAUUGGGAUAGUAUAAGGGGUGUACAAGCACCAUUUGUACCUCGAUUGAGUUCGAUGACUGAUACCAGACAUUUCCCCACUGACGAUUUGGCCAGUGUUCCGGAUAAUCCAGCUAUGAGUAAAGCCAUGGAACAGCGUGAAUUGGAUGCUAAGAAUGGAGGUGGUAGAAAGAAUCCAAAGGAAGAUUUACCAUUUAUUGGAUACACUUAUUCCAGAUUUGAUUAUUUGACAAGAAAGAAUGCGUUAUAG
Candida dubliniensis CD36 is the source of this 2199-nucleotide messenger RNA. RefSeq names its product serine/threonine protein kinase (gene CBK1). The coding region runs from base 1 to 2199 and encodes 732 amino acids. NCBI's taxonomy places the organism in Eukaryota, Fungi, Ascomycota, Pichiomycetes, Serinales, Debaryomycetaceae. The record is from RefSeq and is a predicted model, not a curated record. Gene Ontology annotation, molecular function: protein serine/threonine kinase activity; ATP binding. Gene Ontology annotation, biological process: peptidyl-serine phosphorylation; intracellular signal transduction. The transcript has a single exon.